Messenger RNA from Syngnathus acus (greater pipefish), 17635 nucleotides. It is a transcript of the gene ush2a, whose product is annotated as Usher syndrome 2A (autosomal recessive, mild). NCBI's taxonomy places the organism in Eukaryota, Metazoa, Chordata, Actinopteri, Syngnathiformes, Syngnathidae. The record is from RefSeq and is a predicted model, not a curated record. Gene Ontology annotation, molecular function: protein binding.
UCAUUAGUGAGCGUUAUUUUCUUUUUACCGCGGCAGUAAUUUAUACCAGAGUAUCGUGUAAUAUGUGAGGCGAUCGUUACUUUGAAAUGAGCGCGGCUUGUUGCGCCUGUGACCAGAUGGCGGCUGGCUGCUGCUAAUCUACUUAGGUGCAGCGUCCGCGUGUGUUGUUUGUUUUGAAAGAGAUUGCACCGAAAAAGACGAGAAGAGCACGGGGACGAGUUGGCAAACCCGGAUAACUAAAUUUUUUUUUUUUUUGCGGUUUCCUUUUUUUCCGUCAUAAAACCAGAAAUUGAGCCAAAGGAACUAUUACGAGUCAAAUUAAGGACUACUCCUCCCCGCUCCCUCCCGUCUGGCAAGUGACGGCUGUUUGGCUGCACGUACAGGUAGUUGCGUCGAAUUUACUAAUUUGAUUUUUACGUACAGCGUUGUGCAGCGGGAGCAAGCAGCAACAGGUUGUGAAAUCCUAGCUAUCAUGCGAAGGCUUUGGUUGUGCUCGGUGUGUGCGGCGGACAGAGGCAGUGUAACCGACACCUAAGCUUUGCACCUUCACCCUUGGGGGCAGCGGCCUGCAAAAAAUGUCUCCCUAACUCGGCCACCAUGACACCAUGCCAGUCAUCACUUAUUCAAGCGCUGUUGGGAGGCUUCCAAGGGUCGUAGGGGGUCGCAAACAUGACAGACCACCAAAGAGUGGAAAGAGAAGAACAUGGCGAGAUCAAUUAUGGAUUGACUGCAACUGGCAAGUUGGAAAAGUUGAGGGAGAAGCUGCUAGGAUUUCAUUCAUUGAUGUACAAAGAGAAGAUGAGCUCCAACAGGACCAAAACAAGAGCAGAAGCCACAAAUAUCCUGUAAAGAAUUGUACAGAAGAACGUGUUAAGAGAGACUAUAAAAUAAUGAUGAGGUGGCAAGCUAUCUUCUUCUGUAUAUGUGUCCUCUUCAUUGGCCUGGUUCCAAAACCUGCUUCAUCACAGGGACAUUUCCCGCCAAUGGAGAACAUUGGUGCCUUCAAACCCGUGUCCGCCUCGCCGCCUCGUUUUAGCUGUGGGGUUCCGGAUCGGAGCGUCUACUGCCGGACGGCUUCCUCACAAGCCGAGCUUCUGACGUGCCAUCGGGCCUCCUGCAUCCAGGAGUGUCCCUAUAGAGACUCCAUGCCACCUUAUGCCCCACUACUAUUGCCUGCUUACAGGGGUGCUUGCAUCACAGAAGAUGCUAAAGACAUUGGUCCUAUCCUCCGUCAGAGAUCACAGUUGGACCGCUUGACCACAUCGAUGUCAAGCGGGGAUUCCCGUAGUGUUGUGUUUCGUCAAGGCCAGCAGGAAUGUCUGCUGUCUCCCCCCUCUCAGAAGAUGGGAGCAUCGGGAUCCCUCACACUGGCGUUGUGGAUUAAACCAAGCUCUCUCGGAGAGAUGAUGCUGUUGGAGAAAAGCUCAAGGGACCAGUCAGUCUUUUCAGUGACAGUGUCGGAAAGGGUCGUCAGUAUAAAGUACACUCAGUCCACAAGUUCAGUACCUCUGAUUGUCAGCUUUAAAACCGAGGGACGGCUCGUGGUGGAUACGUGGACACACAUUGUUUUACAGGUGCACGACAGACAUGCCAGUUUGUUCCUGAAUGGGCUGGAGGAGGAUGGGACACCUUUUGAGACCCAAUCAUUGCCCUUCAGAUUGCAUGACAGCAAUGAGGACAGCACCAUGAGGGUGGGACUCGGCUCCAAAGGGUCCAAUCAGUUCAUGGGGCGGAUGCAGGACUUUAGAUUUUAUCCUGCCACUUUGACCAACAGGGAAAUAGUAGAGAUUUAUUCCGGUGUCCUGCCACAGCUUCAUUCUCAGUCUGAAUGUCGCUGCCCUGCCACUCAUCCCAGAGUGCAUCCCUUAGUAGAAAGAUAUUGUAUCCCCAAUGGCGUUGAAGACACUACCAAUGACAGAGUUUUAAGAUUGAACCUGAAUGCACACCCACUGGCUUACAUCAACGAUCAAGACAUGGGCACCGUGUGGCGCUCCAAGCUUAUGACUAUGCAGGAAUUGGACGAAGGCUUCACUAUAACUGUGGAUCUGGCAAAUGGACAGUACCAGGUAUUCUAUGUCUUAAUUCAGUUUGCUGGCCCGUUGCUUGAGUCGCUCUUGAUCCAAAGGCAAAGACUCACUGAUCAGCAGAACAGCACCAACGGAGAGCAGCCCUGGUUGGACUGGCAGUAUGUGGCCAAAGACUGCAGUGUAUUUGACAUGCAGAACAAUGGGCCGCUGCUGACACCGGACUCAGUCAACUGUCUACAACUGCCCAGUGAGGAGCACUACUCUGGCGGUAACAUCACAAUCAGCCUGCUGAGCCCAGAACCAAACUCGAGGCCAGGCUAUAAUGAUUUCUACAACACUCCGAGUCUUCAGGAGAUGGUGCAUGCCACUCAGGUGCGGCUACGUCUGGGAGGACAGUACCACACCAGAGCAGCCGGGGUGGACCACCGACACAGACACUAUGCUGUCAAUGAAAUCACAAUCAGUGGCAGAUGUGAGUGUCAUGGCCACGCAGAUCACUGCGAUACCAGCGUAUCACCCUACCGCUGCCUGUGCCUGCCUGAAAGCCACACUGAGGGAAACAAUUGCCAGCGUUGCGCAUCCCUCUACAAUGACAAACCCUUCCGGCCCGGUGAUCAACUCCAACCAAUGAACUGUCGGCCUUGUCAGUGCCACGGCCACGCCCACUCCUGUCACUACGAGGUCUGGGCUGAUGAUCAACCAACCGAACGAUAUCUCGGAGGAGGAGGAGUCUGUGACAACUGCAUGCACAAUACUACGGGUAGGAACUGUGAGCUGUGCGUAAGUGGAUUUUUCAGGCUGGAGCAGUCAGAUGCCACUUCAGUCCACGUGUGCCAGCCCUGUGAAUGUCACACUGCUGGAACUGUCAAUGGCAGCACUGAGUGUUUCCAGCUCGGAGGCCAGUGUCAGUGCAAGGCCGCUGUAGAGGGACGACGCUGUGCGGAUUGCUCACCUGGCUGGUAUGGUCUUCAAGCUUCCAAUCCAGAGGGCUGCACUCGCUGUAACUGCAGUGGCAUGGGGACCGUCAUCUCCUCCACGGGAAGUGUUGCCAGCUGCAACCGGCAUACAGGACAGUGUCGGUGCAAACUCCAUGUGACAGGUCUGUCUUGCGACCGUUGUGAAUUUGGUUUUUGGAACCUGUCCCAUGCAGACGGCUGCGUUCCGUGUAAUUGUGACCCCAUGGGUUCCCUUAGCCCAUUCUGUGAGCCUGAGGGGGGCCAAUGUGAGUGUAAGCCCGGGGUGGGAGGUCAGCGCUGUGAUUCAUGUGGUCCUGGUUUGACUGGUUUGAGGCUGGAGGGAACAUGCACCCCCUGCAACUGCUCAAAAGAAGGAACGCUACCUGGGACGGAUUGUGAUCCUCACACAGGCCGAUGCGUGUGCAAGGAACACGUGGAGGGCCAUCUUUGUGACACUUGUCGUCAUGGUUACCACACCAUGGAACGCCGAAAUUCCCUGGGCUGUCUGCCGUGUGCGUGCGACAUCAACGGCACCGCGCCGGAGGGAGUAUGUGAUAUGCGGACUGGCCAGUGCCCAUGCAGGGAGGGGGUCGAGGGCAUGCAGUGCACCAACUGUGCCCCCAACUACUUUAACACAAGUUUAGAUAUCCAGAAUGGCUCAGUCCAGGGUUGUGCUCCUUGCACAUGUGACCCAAGAGGAACAGUGGCUGGCUCAGUGUGUGAUAGCUCGACAGGACAGUGCAUGUGCAAGCCAACACGCUAUGGGAAAGACUGCAGCGCAUGCCGACCAGGUUUCUACCUUUCUCCAGAUCAGAGUAUGUGUGUGGAGUGUGACUGCCAUCCCAUGGGGGCAGUACAACGCAAGUGUGAAAGCCAAACUGGCCAGUGUAUGUGUGCCCAUCCCUCGGUGAGAGGGCGGCGUUGUGAUCGCUGUCAGGAGACCUUCUUUGGUUUCAACCCUGGUCUAGGAAGAUGCCAACCAUGUGCUUGUGACCCGGUGGGCAGUGUCAAUGGUUCCUGUGAUUCAGAUUUAGGACUGUGUCAGUGUAAGCUGCUGGUUACUGGGGCCAAAUGUGAUGCAUGUCAACACGGAGCAAGCCUUUUACGUGCAGAGAACAUCUAUGGCUGUAGUAAAGCCCCAUCACAGCAACCUGCCCCUGUAGCUUUUGCUCUCAGCUUUUCUUCCAUUAAUCUGACUUGGCAUCAACCUGACUCCCCAAACUCCAACAUCCUCAACUACACUCUCAUAAGAGACAGGCAGCCCGUGCACAGCAUACAGCGUCGCUAUCCUUUCAGUGCUGAAUCAUUCACGGACGUCAACUUGUCUCCUUACACCAACUAUUCCUACUGGCUAAUUACGGCUAACGUAGCCGGUGAGACAGUUAGCGCCACUUCUUACUACCAAACUUUGGCCGCACCGCCGAAAUUGGACCAGCUGAAUUUCAAUCUUGUGGGAAGACCCGGCCCUACCAGCGCCAGCUUUAGCUGGAGCUCUCCACUGAAUAACACCGGCCCAGUGGAGAGGUUUGUGUUGUCCUCAACAGAAUCAUCUAGUGGAGCCGAGCCUGUCAUCCACUACACAGGUUUAUUGACUGAGGCAGUGGCAAGUGGCCUAAAAGCCUUCACCCAGUACACUGUCACUUUGGAGGCUUGUUCAUCUGGAGGCUGCACUUCCACUUCACCCUUGUCACUGCUGACAGCUGCUGCACCCCCACAAAACCAAUCGCCACCCAAGGUCACUGCCACUGGACCUCACUCCCUGUUUGCUUCAUGGGAGCCACCCAGUCAGCCAAACGGAGUUAUCACAAGGUACGAGCUGUUUUUACGGGGGCCGGCGGAGUCUCACAGCCUGUCAACUCUGACUGGUGAAAAGAGAAUCUUUGUCAGCACCGGGUGGCUGGAUCCAAGCGCCCCGUUCCAAGCGCAGCUCGUCAACGGGAGCAGAGCUUUGCCCCCUGAGAGCAGCACCGUUGUGGCCGGCCUGCAGGCCUUCUCCACCUAUCAGAUGAGAGUCGCUAGCGUCAAUAUGGCAGGAAGUGUCACGUCAGGGUGGAACACCGCACGCACAGCGGAGGGAGUUCCAGAGUUGAUGGCUCCUCCGGAUGUGACUGCGCUCUCCUCCACCAGUCUUAAAGUCACAUGGAAUACUUCUGAAGGUCAUGGGGUCAUUGCCAGAGGGCAGGUGAUAGAAUAUCAUGUCAAUUUGCUGAUGGAACAGACCAACAACACUUAUGCUCCUCCAGUUGUCAGCCAGGUCCUGCAGCGGUUUGGAGCCUCUGCCCAGCCCCUUUACAUAGCAAAAGGAUUGAAGCCUUACCAUGUGUACAACUUUACUGUGACACUCUGCACAAAGAAAGGCUGCAUUACUAGUCUUGCGAGAUCUGGACAGACACAUCCAGCAGCUCCAACAGGAUUGUCUGCACCUCGACUAUUCUCAGUCAACGAAAGUACCAUUGAGAUAGACUGGAAUGUCCCAGCUCAACUCAAUGGACCACCCCCUAUGUACCAGGUGGAGAGGACAGACGUGUCUCUUUCUAACCCUCAAGGUCCUUUCAUCAGAGGCACCAGGUUCUCUGGCAGUGGUUACUACCAGUUUCCUAGUGACACCUUGCCUGUGAACACCGACUUCACUGGUGUUGAGUUGAGUUUCAAGACUCACUCUCCAGAUGGCUUGCUGCUCUGUGCCCUGUCUCCUGGACGUCAGGAAGAAUUUCUGGCUAUUCAGAUUCAAAAUGGACGCCCCUACUUUUUGUUUGACCCUCAGGGCUCAGUCGUGGCUGUGAGCGCACAAGGGGACGGAGAACGCCGCUACAACGAUGGAAAAUGGCACCACAUCAUUGCAACAAGGCGAGGGGCCGUGGGAACAAUCGUUGUGAACAAUCAAUACAGAGGUAGUUCUUCAGCCUCCAGUGGCAGCACGAUAAUUGGUGAGAAUACAGGAGUGUUCAUUGGAGGCCUGCCAAAAGAGUUUGCUCUGCGGCGAAAAGAUUCAGGGUCUACCCAGCUUAUGCGACAGGGUUUCUCUGGUUGCCUGAGAGACCUGCGUUUCAAGAUGACUGACAGCCCCUCGGAGCAGUGGAGAUCUCUGGACUGGACAAAAGCCACAAAUAAAAUGUCAGCCUAUGAAAGCUGGGAGGGAUGCCCCAUUCAUACUGUGGAGGGAGCCCAUUUUCUGGGUCAUGGUUACCUGGAGUUAAAUAAAGAUGUGUUUAGUGGAGGAAAGGACUUUGACAUUUCAAUGGAGUUCAGAACAGAUCAACUGAAUGCACUUUUGCUCUUUACAUACAACACAAAGACAGAUGACUAUAUGCUGGUGGAGCUGAAGAGCGGUCUCCUGUCAUUCCUUCUUUCCACCGAAGGUCAUGUUACCGAGCUUAGCAUGUGGGCGGGGCUUAGCUACUGCGAUGGAGACUGGAAGCAGCUUUCCUUGGCGAAACACAGCUCGCUCAUCUCUGCCGUUGUCGAUGACUGGGCAGAGGAGACGAGGGAAGCGGGAACGGCGGGGAGGCUUCAGGUUGACUCACCGUUAUACGUGGGUGGGGUGCCCCCUCAACUCAAACACAGGGCUCUGGACAUCCACAGUCACAGACAUGGCUUUGGAGGUUGCAUAAGAGGCCUCACCAUUCAAAGUGAUAAAACAAGCCCUCCUGUCAGUCAAAGUGUUAAUCUCUCCGUAGCCUCGGGACGCUCCGUUAGAAUCUACCUCGACGGCUGUCCUAACAGUGAAAGUCGUUACAACUGCAGGGGGAAUGAUUCAGUGUUGGCCUUCACUGGUAGAGAGACACACGCCUUUGAUUACAGUCUGCAGCCAUUCACUGAAUACUUGUACAGGAUCAUAGCUCUGGGCGCAGGAGGCUGGACAGCCUCGCCUUGGCAAAGAGGACGCAGCUGCGGCAAAGUACCAAGCUUCAUUCCACCUCCUUCAGCUAUGCAGUGUCUGAAUGGUUUCAGUGCCAAGGUGAGCUGGGCUCCACCCACUGGUGAUGUCAGAGGUGUGAUUGACAGGUAUGAGUUGCGAGCCUACCAAAGAGAUCAGCCAGAGAUGCCGCCGAUCAAAACCGUACACCUGGCUAAUGGAAACUUCACAGGCGUGUUGUCCGGUCUCACUCCGGCCACUCAAUACGUGGUCACUGUAAGUGCUUGUUUUACGUCUGGCUGCACAGAGAGUCUUGGCAAUGAGCACUCUGAUGUUACUGAUUUGAGAUCAGUCCUCAAAACUCCAGAGGAAGCUCCUGAUGCUGUUCUUGCGCCAACUGCACUCUCCUCACCCUCAGCUCUUUUUGUCACCUGGAAACCUCCCGCAAGGCCCAAUGGUGUCAUCACAGAGUACCGCCUCUAUCAGAAUAACCAAAUGGUCUACAGCGGGGAGGAGGGACACCACAACAUUACCGGGCUUGGCGUCUAUACUGCUCACGUACUGCUGCUGUCUGCAUGCACUGCUGUGGGAUGCACCAACAGUUCAAAGGUCACAGUGUUGACCUCUCAGCUUCCUCCCGGCCCGCUACGAGCGCCAACUCUGACCUUGCUCGACUCGCGGACGAUUCUGGUGGAGUGGUCUCGCCCCUCUCAAGUCAAUGGUGCUCUGGAGUUCUAUUCCAUCUUGGUGUCACAAAAUGGGGCGGAGCCUACCAUAGUCCACAACAGUUCUGAACUUGUUGAAGAGCACACGCUCCGCGACCUCACCCCUGGCACGGCCUACACCAUCACAGUGGCCGCUUGCACAGGCGGUGGCUGCACACGAAGCCCUUCCGCUCAGGCUGUCACUGAGGAAAGCACCCCGGAGAAUGUCCCGGCACCACUGGUCACCCCUUUGUCCCCGCAUGCUCUGCACAUCAGCUGGACACCUCCUGAUACUCCAAAUGGCAUCUUAACCAGCUACGGCCUUUGGAUGGACAGUGUUCUUAUAUUCAACGCCAGUUCCUCCCAGAGUUUCUUUGCGGUGACGGAGCUUUCCCCGUGGAGCAGACACGUCCUGAGGCUGCAGGCGUGCACGGCUCGUGGCUGUGGCAAGGGACCAAUGGUGGAAGUACGCACAUUAGAAAUGGCCCCCGAAGGCCCAAUACUGCUAGAAUUGACCAAUCACAGCUCUCGGUCACUACGAGCCCGCUGGACUGCACCACCUCGACCUAAUGGCUACAUGAGCUACUCCCUACACCAACGAAGUCAAGAUGGCGACGCGGCGCUGGACGCGGGCACGGCUGCCGGCGGGUGGCUGACUUUGACGGACCUGCAGCCGUACACCGACUACAGUUUCUGGGUGGAAGGUUGCAACACGCAGGGGUGUGUUGAGAGCCCGACCCUUCGCGUGACUACGUCUCCAGCAGCUCCAGACGGAUUGUCUGCCUUGAGACUCAGUCAUUCUACCAGCACCAGUCUAAAUGUGUCUUGGUCCGAACCAACCCGCGCCAACGCCCCGGGCCCUCUUCGCUACGGCCUUCAAAUGAGGACAUCACCCCAGAAAGCUAUGAUAAGGCUCCUGGAAAACAUGACAGAUACUUUCUCCUACAACGUGCCGGGCCUUUCUCCGUACACUGAGUAUCAAUUCCGACUUGUGGUGUCACACACACAUGGACAGACUGCAGGCGUUUGGGAAACCCUCCGAACAGCAGAGGACCGUCCAGGUCCCCUUGACCCUCCAACUAUUGCACGGGUGCAUUCUCGAAAUGUGACAAUCACAUGGGUCCCGCCCCUGCAACCAAAUGGCAUGAUAAGAAGUUACAUCCUCUAUCUACAUUCUGGCAAUAUGUCUGAUUUAAUUCACAAACCUGGCGCCAAUUUGGAACCCAACUCAAGCUUUCGUUCUAAUCCAAAAACUGAACAGGAUCAUCUGUACUCAAGUCAAAACUCGGAGCCAGCAUCAAAUGUUGCCAUGCUUGGAUCAAAGGGCAACCAGACAGAUUUUUCAGAGGUGUAUCAAAACCCAGUAGUGACUCACAACAGAUACACUUCAAGCCGACCGAAUAGUGAACGUUUAAUCAAUCAAGAUGUCCUCCGCGCCACCAAUUCAUCAAACCCACUCACAGGUUUUAGUCAAUCCCUUUCAUCAGUUAAUGUUUCAGGGAACACCACAAGCUACACUUUCCUUCACCUCCUGCCAUACCAAUCCUACCACCUUCAGAUGGAAGCCUGCACCAGUGCUGGUUGCGCCGUGUCCAAAGCUCUGCACUUUCGAACCUUGCCAGCUCCUCCUGAAGGCCUCCCGGCACCUCACCUUUAUUCUGACACCCCUACCUCGGUGCUUCUGUCCUGGGGUGCACCACAAAGCCCCAACGGGCUUUUGGAGCGGUGGCUAAUUGAACGGAAAGUUUCUGGGACGGAACAGAUCUCCACAGUAGGCCAUCUUCCUCCAGACCCUCUUCCUCUUUCCUUUCUGGACUCCUCAUCAGCACUUAGUCCAUGGACAAGUUAUCACUAUAGACUUGUUCUCCAAAAUCAGGCUGGCACUUCCACAGGACCUUGGGUGGAUAUCACCACCAGACCUUCCAGACCUGCUGGUGUUACUCCGCCAAGGGUCAAAGUGUUGGGACCAGAGUCACUACAGGUCACAUGGUCUCCACCUUUAAUUCCCAACGGUGAGAUCGAAGGUUACGAAAUCCGUCUCCCAGUGCCUCGCAUCUUCCACAACGGCGGCAAUACGUCUGCUGAGCUUGUCGUGACAAUAGCGGACUUAAUUCCUUACACAAACUACAGCGUCAGUGUGCUGGUGUGUUCCAACGGGGGUGGAUAUGUUGGCGGAUGCACAGAAAGUCUGCCCUCUCCGGCUACCACAUUAGCCACCAGCCCCCAAGGCCUCGCACCGCUGUCAGUGGUGGCCGUCAGUGAGUCCUUCCUUGCGGUCUCUUGGCAACCUCCACACAGACCUAAUGGACCAAACAUCAGAUAUGAGUUGCUGCGACGUAAAAGCCACCAGCCUCUGGCCGUCAGUGUGGUCCCCAUGGUAACAGCCCCAUCCCAUAACCCUUCCCAAGAUCUCCAUCGCUGGUUCCAUGUUUACUCCGGCACCAAAUUGUUCUACCAAGAUAAAGGCCUAAGCAGAUUUACCCAGUACCAAUAUCAGUUAGUGGUCCGCAAUGAUGUGGGCUUCACUUCAGGAGAAAUUGUCACUGCGGUUACCAUGGCUGGGAUUCCUCUCCAAAGUCCAACUCUAUUUGCAUACGCUGUCAAUCACACAGCGCUUCACGCCAACUGGACACCACCCUCGUUGCACAACCUGCAGGGUGACGUGGAGUCCUACUUUCUUUCAGUCAUCUCUGCCAACUCCAGACAAACCUUUGUGUUUCCCCCAGAAAUCCUCUCCGCAGUUGUGACUGACCUUUGGCCCAGGACCACCUACACAGUGUCAAUACACGUGUCUAAUGGUGCACAUAAUACAACCAAGUCGCUAGUUAACGUCACCACAGAGGAUGGAGAGCCAGAUGGGAUGUCUGCCCCAGAGGUGGUUCCGCUUAACGGCAGUGCUGUUCGCGUGCUCUGGUCGCCUCCUUUCCAACCCAAUGGAGUCAUUACUGCUUAUCGAGUUUACGUUGACGACCGCCUACAUGUCAGCGUAGACAACAGCUCGGGGUCCUACCUGCUGGGCAAUCUGCUGCCUUUUACUGUUUACAACAUUCAGGUGGAGGUGUGCACUGUUUAUGCGUGCUUGAGGAGUAAUGUUACUCAGACAACCACCGUGGAGGACUUACCCGCCGACAUGACCACACCGCACGCUCAAGUACUCAGUCCGAGGGUUGUCAAAUUGGAUUGGUCACCUCCGGGCCGACCGAAUGGCAUCAUACUCGGCUACGAUGUCUUAAAACGGACCUCGGGGUCAUGUGGCUCUCGGUCAGCGGAGGUCACGCCCUAUGUGAGGAAAGAGUCAGGAGAUUCAGACGGCGUGAUUUUCAGAUGCUCCUACUUGCAGUGUCCCGCUACUCAUCAUGUGUGUGGCACGUCUUGCUUCCACCCUGACCAACAGGUUUGCUGCACUGGAUUGUUAUACGAGAAGAUGCCACAUCAUUACUGCUGUGCCGGGCACUAUCUGAGCUUUACUAAUUCUACCAGUCCAGUUUGCUGUGAUGGCAAACUGUUGCCAACUCUGCCUCACCACCACUGCUGUGGGGGGUACUAUGUUCACCUGAAAGCUAAUGAAUACUGCUGCCCCGACCACUCGCAGGGCCGUGUCUCAGUGGGGCCUGGGGACAGCUGCUGUGGGGGCGCUCCUUACGCCACCAAAGGCGGACAGCUGUGCUGCAGUGGGAGCCUCCACGAUGGUUACAGAGUCCAGUGUUGCGGAGGCCACAUUGUAGACGAUGCACUCGUCUGCUGUGGUGGUGCUGAAGAAGGACAAGCGCAUGCGUACAUUCCAGGUUUUUCCUGCUGUGCUCAAGAGUAUAUCAAUUCUUCUACAUCUCUUUGCUGCAUGGACAGUGAUGGAAUUCCAACAAUACAUCCAUCGGGCAAUAGUACUGUCAGACUGAAGUGUUGUGGGUCAAAGGUUGUGCUUCAAGAGCAAGAGUGCUGCAAUGGAAUUGGUUUUGACUCGCAACGACAUGUGUGUGCCAGCAGGCCCACGCCGAGCCUUUUGAUGGAGAGUGAGUGUUUCCAGGGUGCCCUGUGUCCAGUGUCAGCAUCCUCCACAGCAUACUGUGGUUCCUGUGACAUUGACCCAUCUACGACCACCUGCACAUGGGUCAUGUCUGCACAUCCUGACACUCCCUCCGCUUCAUUCUCGCCUACAAUGGACGCCACAUCUGAGGCACUCAUCACAGGAUCCCCCACACACACAAACAUCAGUCAUCUAAAUAAUGUCAUUUUGGGGAAUGAGCCGAGUUUGUGCAUGUCGCAUGAGGAGGUCGUGUACAGUGGGGAUGCCCAAAGAUACACCUAUGCAGAUUCAGACUUGGAGCCCUUCACCACCUACGAGUACAGAGUGAGGGGCUGGAACAGUUUUGGCCGAUGCUCCAGCGAUGUGAUCACAGUGACCACCGCUGAAGACAAACCAUGGGGAGUACCCCCACCUCGGUGGAGACGCCUGGAUGAGCGGAGUGAUGUCAUCCAGUGGCGUUGGCAAGCACCUGCUAGACCUAACGGAGUCAUAACCCACUAUGUGAUACUACGUGAUGGACAAGAGCGUUACCGCGGCGAUGAGAACAGCUUCACAGAUGUGGGUGGGAUCAGACCUUUCCAGGAAUUUAGUUACCAACUGAGGGCUUGCAACAGGGCCGGGUGCACUGAUAGUGCAAAGAUGGUGGCAGUAACCGUUCAAGGAGUCCCAGAGGGGGUGCAGUCUCCAGUGGUAAGAGCUUUGAGCCCCUCCUCUCUUCACAUGAGCUGGGUCCGACCCGCGAGUCCCAAUGGAAGAGUGCAGCAGUAUCACCUGAACCAAACCGGUCUUGGCACCACCAUAUUUACACACACAGAAGCACCCGGAAAUUUUACACUGACUGGUUUGCAUCCAUUCACAGACUACACUUUUGUGCUGGUGGCCUGCACAGCUGUGGGAUGUGGCACCAGUUCACCUUCCACAGGACGCACCCUGCAAGCCUCCCCCACUGGUGUGUGGUCGAGGCCCAGACACAUGAUCGUCAACACAUCUGUAGUGGAACUGUUCUGGGAUCCGCCCGUCAGACCCAACGGACUGGUCACCCGGUACAGACUGCGCAGAGGCGGUCACACCAUUUUUACCGGGGACCACCGUGACCAGAAUUAUACUGACGUUGGCCUCCUGCCAAACCGCAGGUACAUUUAUGAACUGGAGGCCAUCACAGGCGCGGGCUCUGGUUUGAGUGACAAAUAUGUUAUAAAAACACCAUACUCAUGCCCCACUGGGAUCCCAGCCCCACACAAAGUGACAGUCACCGGCCCCCAACUCCUCUCCUUGGCCUGGGACCCCACAGCCCAUUUCAACAAUAGCCAGCCCGUCAAUUAUAACAUCUUGUUGAAUCCCGGACGUGAAGGUGCCACAAUGCAUGCUACAGGCCAAAAGCAGAACCUCGCUGUUAAAGGACUUCAACCAUUCACUGCUUACGAUGUCCGCGUGCAGGCUUGUCAAAGUGGGGGUUGCGGCGUCGGAGAAGCUGCGCAUGUUUGCACUUUUGAAGCUUCGCCUGAACAUCUAUCACCGCCCUCGGUUAACGCAGCUGGUUCGAGUUUCCUGGAGAUCCGUUGGUCUCCCCCACAAAAACCCAAUGGCAUCAUCACGUCCUACCAUAUAUACAGGUCCCCAAUGGAAACGGAGGAGGAACUGCUGGUUUUCAUCUGGUCUAGUGGACCACUAGAGUUUUUCGACGCCAGCCCCUCCUUGCAGCCGUUCACCUACUACCAGUACAGACUUUGUGCCUACAAUUCUAAAGGCUCGGUUCGAAGCCGAAGCACGUCAGCUCGGACCCUGUCAGCACGGCCAAGAAAUAUGACCACCCCUGCUGCCACACCCACUGGUGCAUAUUCUAUCCACCUGAAAUGGAGUGAGCCACAACAGCCCAACGGUAUCAUUUCUCACUAUAAACUACUUUACAAGAAGCACCAGCCCGACCCGACAUUCAACUCACCUGCCGCACUUGCACUUACUGUACAGGGUUUAGUCCUCGAAGCAACCAUUUUUGGCCUUGAGCCCGACAGCGAAUAUAGUCUACAAGCGGAAGCUGUAAAUGAAGCAGGCAGUGUGUCAAGUCAAUGGGUUGGCGCGAGGACCCUGGAGGCUUCCCCUGCUGGACUGGCUAACUUCAGUGUGGAGCAGAAAGAGCAGGGCAGGUCAUUGCUGCUCAACUGGGAUCCACCAAGUUCUCCAAAUGGAGUCAUCACGAUGUACAAUUUGUACAGCGAGGGCAACCUGGAGUUCAGCGGGCUCUCACGCAGCUUCCUGUUUCGCCGCUUGGAGCCUUGGACGACGUACACUCUGACUCUCGAAGCUUGCACGUCAGCAGGGUGCACACGUAGCCCACCUCAGCAUGUCACUACUGCUGCAGCUCCACCCGCCUCGCAGCCCCCGCCUGCGCCCCUUUCUGUGGGUUCAGACCACGUGUGGCUCACCUGGGAAGGUCCCGCUCAGCCCAAUGGGCCCAUCUACGAGUACCACCUACUGGGAAGAAAUGCCGAUCAGGUGGGGAGGGAGAGAAGCAGAGAAGAGGAUGCUAAGAGAGAAAAAGUGCUGUUCCGAGAAUCAUCCCCACAAGAAAAUGACACUUUCUCCUUCACAGUGACCGGGUUGCGCCCUUGGACUCGGUACGAGUUCGCCGUACGUACUCACAACCCCGCCGGCCACACUCAGAGUUCCUGGGUAACGGUAACGACCAGGCAGGCCCCGCCUCGCGGCCUCGCCCCGCCUACCGUGAGUCACCUUCAGGGCCGACCCAGUGAAUUGGUGGUGUCAUGGGCGCCUCCUCUGGAACCCAACGGCGUGCUCCAGUCUUACAGGAUCCAGAGGAAUAAUAUCAGCUUCUCCUUUAGUUUUGACCCAACCGUGCUCAGCUACACCGACGAGGAUCUUCUUCCUUUUGCGAGAUAUAGUUAUUCAAUCACAGCGUGCACAUCUGAGGGCUGCAUCACAAGCCCUCCCACCAACAUUACAACCUUAGAGGCUCCCCCCACAACCGUGGAGGCUCCCACAGUGAACUCCAUUACAUCCAGCAGUAUGGACAUUUCCUGGACUCCACCACCCACCCAGAAUGGGGAGGUGAUCGAAUAUGUACUCAAGGUGAACAAUGAAGAAGCUUAUCGAGGUAAAGAGCUGAAGACUGCGCUGAUAGACCUUCAGCCUCACACGCCCUACCAGCUUGUGCUGCUGGCAUGUACCAGUGGAUGCACGGCCAGUGCAAAAACCUCCAAAGUGACCGAGGGAGGCUCCUCCUUUGGACAUGCACGGUCCCCACUCUAAAGGUCACCGGUCCCCGAGUCAGUAGAAAUAAACUGGGCCACCACCAGGAAUCCCAAUGGCAUCAUCAUAGGCUACGAACUCCGCAGAGAUGGCCAAAUAAUCUACGUGGGCCCGGAGACUCAUUACCACGACUUCACUCUUGUGCCCAAUGUGGAGUACAGCUACUUUGUCAGGGCCAACAAUAGCCGAGGAGCUGUGAGUAGCGCUGAAGCCUCAGCCAAGACUCACCCAGCUGCCCCUUCGGGUGUCGGGCCCCCCUUGCUGUCACCUCUGGGGCCCAAUCAGGUUAAAGUGGAGUGGAAUAUUCCCGCCCGUCCUAAUGGAGAUAUUAUUAGUUACACAAUAUAUCACAGGGAGCCCGUCCUGCUCGGUGAGAAUAACACCGUGUACACUCCAAAGGACGACGUCUUCUCCAAGAGACACACCACUCUGCGGGGGCUCGCUCCCUACCGCAGGUAUGAGGUGAGGGUGGAGGCAUGCACGGAGCUGGGCUGCUCCUCCAGCGACUGGGCGUCCAUCCUCACGCCAGAGGCUCCCCCCACCGGACAGAUGGCGCCACUGUUAGACCUGCAAGCUGACCCCCACACUGGCCUCCAGACCAUCUUCCUGCUUACCUGGUCCCCUCCAGCUCAACCAAAUGGGAGGAGCCCAAGUUACGAGGUGUACCGCAGACUGGAGCUCACCGCCGAUAGCCGUGGAAAUGACGUGGCGACUCUUGUCUACAAUUCUUCAUCCACAAGCUGCAAGGAUGAGGGGCUCUUGCCAUUUACUGCUUAUGAGUACCAGCUGUGGGCAGUGAACUCGGCCGGCCGUUCAUCUAGUCCGUGGGUCAGCGGGAGAACCGGCCCCGCCCCGCCCGAGGGGGUCGCUCCGCCUAGUUUACGACACGUCUCGGCAACCACGGCCUUGGUGGAAAUGCGUCCUCCGGCCCGGCCCAAUGGUGUCGUCAGCCUUUACCGUGUGUUCUCACUGGACCGUAACGACCACGUCACUCUGCUCUCAGAGGGAACAUCCCAUCAACAUACACUUCAUGGUUUACUGCCUUACACACAGUACAGGAUCGGAGUAGAGGCCUGUACCUGUUAUCAGUGCUGUAGCCAGGGACCUGUGGUUGAGCUGCGCACCCUGGCCGCACCCCCAGCUCGCCAACCACCUCCCCGUCCCGUCACGCUGACCUCACGCUCUGCUCAGCUCGCCUGGUUUGAGCCUCUGGAACCCAACGGAAUCAUCGAGAGUUGUGAGCUUCACCGUAGAACAGCCUGCCCGCAACCUCCCCAGCCUGUGAGCCAACCUUGUGUCACUGGCCCAGCAGACAUCACGUUCUUUGGCAAGAGGCGGAGCUACAAUGUGACAGGUCUUCAGCCAUAUUCCGCCUAUGAGCUUCGAGUAGCCUGCUUUAACAACAUGGGCAGCACCGCCUCCAACUGGACCACUGUCGUUACCCUCAGUGAAGCUCCUCAGUAUGUGUCGCCGCUGUCGGUGGGCAGCAACCUGACGGUCAUUUGGCUUGACUGGACCGGCUCCUUCUCCCUGAACGACUACCUGAGGCAGUAUACGGUGACGGAGAGCCAGCUCAGGAUCUACAGCGGCUUCCACAGCUACCUUCAUGUUCCACGCAAGUCACAGAAAACGCUGUCAUUUCAGGUGACUUGUACCACAGACAGUGGCAGUGCCACCACUCCCACUGUCAGAUACAGCCCCGUUUCAGGCCUGGGUCCUGUUGAUCCAGAGGACGCAAGUAAAGAGGGGGCGAGCAUGCCAGCAGCACCAGUCUAUUCUGAGCUGUGGUUCAUUUUGCUUUUGGCGCUGCUAGGGCUUUUCGUGCUGGCCAUCCUGUCGGGCCUUCUGCUGCAAAGAGCUCUGAGGAAGAAUCCAUCAGCCAGAGAUCGCCCUCCUCUGGUCAUGCUUCAGAAGAGCAGGAAGGCGGGAGGAGAGACAUACACGAGGCCUUAUCCCGACUUGUGCUCUAAGCAUCAUUCCGGCUCUGUGCUUGAUCCCGAUCGCCUCACAGGCCUGUCCGACACCAAGAUAGUGGGCGGUGGCUCGGCAUUCAACCCCAUGUCCGUCCUGAGGGUCCCCAGGCAAUCGGACCUGAGCCAGGCCUACUCCCAUCAUCCCUUGCACCACAGCCUGAGCCAGCUGAUUGACAGGAAAGCUCUGGUGACGGAAGAGGGCUGCUGGGACAACCCUCUGGGACCGGCACUGUACAUGGAGGAAGACUUUGCGGAUACCAUCAAGUCUUUAAGUUGUGUGAGAAAGGAGCGUGCCACUUUCACUGACACUCAUCUUUAAGGACACUGCACCCAAUCAGGUAUCAUUCAUUCAUGGUUGAAAAGAAUACACAACAAAACAGCUCUAAUUUAGCCUCACAUUUUCAUGUGUAGUUUUAGUUGAUUUUCUUGUUGUUAGCUGCUUCUUCAAGUUACUGUGCAUCAUUUAAAGACUCAGCAGUCACCCCGUAGAUGACUUCUAAGGCCUUGUUUUUAUGUUACUUUUUAAAUGCCAACUAUUUCUGAGAUGAACUGCUGUUUUCAUUUAACUAAAGUGAGGUCAUUUUGAUUGUGCACAGGUUUUGUGCGAGUUUAGUCUUUAGUGGAGCAUACGGUGCAGUUAGAACUUAGCUGUGGUGCUUGUUAUACGGUGUAUGUGCGACUCCAGUAUUUAUUAGAUGACUUAUUGUUCUGGACAAACUGAGCCUAAUGUAUUAUGACAUUGUUUUUUUUUGUUACUGUGGCAGUAUAUUUAUGUUUUGCUGUAAAUCAAUAAUGUGUAGAUGAAGGCAAUAUAAGCGAUGUGGCCAA